Messenger RNA from Drosophila innubila, 2760 nucleotides. Its product is annotated as CUGBP Elav-like family member 2. The transcript is spliced from 9 exons. Gene Ontology annotation, cellular component: cytoplasm; ribonucleoprotein complex; nucleus. Gene Ontology annotation, biological process: mRNA splice site recognition; regulation of alternative mRNA splicing, via spliceosome. Gene Ontology annotation, molecular function: mRNA 3'-UTR binding. The record is from RefSeq and is a predicted model, not a curated record. Lineage: Eukaryota; Metazoa; Arthropoda; Insecta; Diptera; Drosophilidae. Bases 16 to 2511 code for a protein of 831 amino acids.
UAGAUUGACAAAACAAUGCUCAGUUCUCUGGACGCGUUGGCCGGUAAAAUCGCGAAGGCGACACCGGGAACGGGCGCCGUUGCGGCCAGCGCCAAUGGCAAUAAGCCAACAAAUAAUGCACAUCAUCCGGCCCAUCAGCAUCAUGCGACACGACAUCAUCAGUUGGAUUAUGAUUACUCAGCCGUUGAAAUUGAACCGCCCGCCGAGCAAUUGGCCAACUCGCCACGCAACGAGCGCGAAAGGUUGCAACAGGCGCAACAUGCGUAUGAGCAGCAGGCACAGGCUGAAUUGGAGUUCGGUUUGGCGGAUGUGGAUACGAAAAGUUGUUUAACACUGCUGAGUCAUCGGCGUAGCAGUAAUAAUAUGCAUACACUCAAUCAUUUAACGCAAACGGGCAAAUCAAGUAAUGGACAUGCAACGCGACAUCAGCAGCAUUAUCAUCAUCCUUAUCAGCGUCCAUUGCGGCCAGUCUCACCUAUGGUGCAGCAGCAGCAGCAGCAGCAGCAGCAGCAGAAACAACAACAACAGAGUCAGUCGCAACAACAACAACAACAACAACCGCAGUCACAACCGCAACCGCAACAACAAUCGCCAUAUCAACAGCAGCUAUCAAAUUUGGCGGCGCUGCAGGAUCAUCAUCAGGAGCUGCUGCAGUCACAGCAGGAACUGUUCCACAAGCAGCUGAUCAACAUGCAACACCAACAACAGCAACAACAACAACAACAACAACAGGAAAGGGAACGCCAAUCUUCAAUUAAUUUUAAUGAAAGCUGCAACAGUGACCACGACUCACAGCAAGAGUACAAAAUUUGCCUGAGGGAUAGUGCAUUUGGUAUGAGUGAUAAGAGCAGCAGCGCUACCAACAGCCUACCGAAUAGUCCUAUACAUAGCAACAACAAUUCAUCGCUGCUCAACAACAACAACAACAACUCGAGCAACUCUCUUAGCGUCAUACCCUUUGGUAACGGCAGCAGCAACAACAACAACAACAGCAUCAUGUCAAGCGGUUUACUGAGCAACAACAACAACAAUAAUAAUAAUCCAUGUAGUGCCAAUCGUAAUGUUGUUGUUAGUAUGGACGAUGAUUCUUGCUUCCGCCUCGACACAGACUCGACGGUUGUCACCUACGGCGAAAAGGAGCCGGAUCCAGAUAACAUUAAGAUGUUUGUGGGACAGGUGCCCAAAUCUAUGGAUGAGACUCAACUCCGGGAAAUGUUCGAGGAAUACGGCCCGGUGCAUUCAAUCAAUGUGCUGCGUGAUAAGGCAACGGGAAUAAGCAAAGGUUGCUGCUUUGUGACGUUUUAUACGCGCCGUGCGGCACUUAAAGCUCAGGACGCUCUGCAUAAUGUGAAAACGCUGAAUGGGAUGUAUCAUCCAAUUCAAAUGAAACCCGCCGAUAGCGAGAAUCGCAAUGAACGCAAGCUGUUUGUGGGCAUGCUAAAUAAGAAGCUGAACGAGAACGACGUGCGUAAACUAUUUGAAGUCCACGGUGCAAUCGAGGAGUGCACUGUGCUGCGUGAUCAAAACGGUCAGAGCAAGGGUUGUGCCUUUGUAACAUUUGCCACCAAACACGCUGCCAUUUCAGCCAUUAAAGUUACUCUGAGUCAGAAUAAAAUCAUGGAGGGCUGUACAUCGCCGUUGGUUGUAAAGUUUGCCGAUACGCAAAAGGAGAAGGAACAAAAGAAGAUUCAGCAAAUUCAGGCGAAUUUAUGGAAUCUGGCUACCAAUAUAAAUAUACCAUUGGGACAGACGGCGACUAGUGUGUCCACACCGAUACUGCCAAACCCACCGCAACAACCGUCACCGGUAAUGGGAGCCGAUGCACUGACACCUGCCAGCAUUCAGUUGCUGCAACAGCUGCAGACAGUGGGAUUGCAUCAACAGUUGCUGCAAGCGCUCACAGGCUUGGGUGCUGCACAGCAAAACAGUUCGACGCAGGAUACGACGAGCGCUGCAGCAGCUGCUGGUCUCCUCAAUCCGCUUUCCGUACAGAAUUUGGCAGCCAUUGCCGCGAUGACGCAACCAAGUCUAUCGAAUGCUGCCACAUCGCCGGGCAGCGCACAGUUGACCAAUACAGCGGCACUUUUGUGGCCUGAUGCGAAUCCAUUGGCAUCGGCGUAUAUGUCAACAGCCGCUGGCUUACCGCAAUUUGGAAGCACCACGGCGUUGUCCUCCUCCCCGUUGGCCAGCGUUGCGUUGAGCGCCGCUGCGGCCGCUGCUGCGGGCAAGCAGAUUGAAGGUCCUGAAGGCUGCAAUCUUUUCAUUUAUCAUCUGCCGCAGGAGUUUACCGAUAACGAUUUGGCCUCCACCUUUUUGCCAUUUGGCAAUGUAAUCUCGGCCAAGGUGUUCAUCGAUAAACAGACUUGUCUCUCCAAAUGUUUUGGAUUUGUUUCCUUUGACAAUCCGGAAUCGGCACAGAUGGCCAUCAAGGCCAUGAAUGGCUUUCAGGUGGGCACGAAGCGUUUAAAAGUGCAGCUGAAGAAACCGAAGGACGCCUCCAAGCCCUACUAAGAAAUACCAAGAAAGAAAGAAAAGAGAGAGAAAUUAAUAUUACCAAGCCACAACAACUAUAAGAUGAAGACGGAGACCAAGAUCAACAUCAACAAUAACAUCAACAACAGCAACAACAUCAAUAGCUAAAAGAGCAACAAGAAAUGUUUUUUUUUUUAUUUGAUACACCAACUGAAUUUGUCAAAUGGAGCAGUCCAAUGAACGAAUGAAUCGAGUCUACCGUGUGGAGCGCGCGCGUUAAAAGUAGAA